AUGAAUAUUUUACUUUGCCAACCCAAAUUGGAUAUCUGUGAAGAGUACAAAAUGUUAAAGAACACGUUGGAAAAUAAAGAAGACGGUGAAAUUCAAGAUCAGCUAAAUUCCCACCGUGCUAAAGUAGAAAAGGCAAAUCUGGAAUAUAAAAAAGACCCUACCGAAAUAGCAUGUUUGACGAAACGUAUAUACUCUAUGGCUUUACAAAAAGUGAUUAUUUUACCUAUUAUGCCUCAAAAUAAUGAUGAGACUUCAAAUAAAGUGGAAAAAAAAUUGAAUAUCACACAAGAUAUUGGUUUAAAAAGUUGUACCAUCCCGGAGAUCAAAAGCAAAACUAAAAAACUUAAAAAUUUUUGUUACUACUGCGAAACUGAUGUUACUAAUUUUGCACGACACAUAACUGUGCAUCAUUCAACAGAAUUCGAUGUCAUUCAAAUAAAUUCCAAGCCAAUAAACAGUUUAGAGAGAAAGCGUUUACUGGCAAAAUUAAGAAACAAAGGAAACUAUCUCAAACAUGAAGAAGAUGGACCAAGAAAAGUUAGACGAUCCACGGUUCCAGGCAGAUCUUCGUUACCAUGUGAUAGUUGCUUGGGGUAUUUCUCUUCGAAGUUAUUGUAUCGGCAUAGAAAAAAAUGUUCAGGAAAAUCAGGCUCAGCGCAAAGUGCUGGUCAAAAUAUAUUAGCGGGCCACAUUAAAGUUGAUGAAAGGUUGAAGCGUGAAAUUUUUCCACGUAUGCGCGCAGACAAAAUAUCUCUAGAAGCAAAGACAGAUACGUUAAUUUGCGCUUUUGGCUCUCGUUUUUUACGAGUGCACAGAGAAUAUCAUUUUGCCUCAGUGACAUCAAGGAAAAUGAGGGAGUUAGCCAGGAUACUUAUUCAACUUAAAAAAAUAAAUCCUAACAUAAAAUCAUUGUUUGAUGCAUUACAGCCUAAAUAUUUUGACAAUAUUGUACAGGCAACACAAAAUGCCUCAGGAUAUAAAUCUUCUAAUGAUAGCUUUGAUGCUCCUUCUUAUGCUAUGAAUAUAGUAAAUUCACUUAAACAAUGCUGUGACAUUGCCAUUAACUUUGUUAUUAAAAAGGCAGCAAACUACGAAUCCAUUACAGCAGCGGAAGCGGAAGCGCAGCUUAGAACAAUGCUCCACUUGUUCACUACGAAUUGGAGAUAUGAGAUAUCUAGUCAAGCAGCCAACAAUUUAAAUCUAAAGAGAUGGAACAAGAUUACAAUUGUUCCUUUAGCAACUGAUCUCAAAAUUAUGAAAGAUUUUUUGAUUGACUUAUCUAAAAAAGCAGCUACUGAACUUCAAAUUACUAACAACAAAGUAUCCGCAUACAAUACCUUACUCGAAACAUCAUAUUGCCAAGUUCUUUUACUUAAUCGAAGGCGCCCAGGAGAACUUCAAAGAAUGAAGUUGGAUACAUAUUUGAGUUGUAGUAAUGAUAAAAGUACGUAUGAAGAAUUUUCACUCAUUACCAGCCCAUCUGAACAAAUUUUACUCAAAACUUUCAAGAGAGUUGUGAUAAGAGGAAAAAGACACAGGGGCGUACCUGUGUUGUUUAGUAAAGAUGUACAACAUAAUAUUAAUUUAUUGAUUAGAGUCAGAGAAAAUAUCGUUCCUGAAACAAAUAUUUUUUUAUUUGGAAAGCCAAAUUCCAUAUCUGAGAUAAGUGGAUAUAAAGUCUUAAGAAAAUAUGCUAGAUUAUCAGGAGCCCGAAAUCCUGACGCUAUUUCAUCAACGAGACUACGGAAACACUUAGCUACAUUGAGUCAAUUAUUUAAUAUGACGGAAUCCGAUAUUGAACAACUUGCAUUAUUCAUGGGCCAUACAGUAGGUGUCCACAGAGGAUCUUAUAGGCUACCAGAUGAUGUUUACCAAACUGCUAAGUUAGCAAAACUUUUAUUGGUUAUGGAAACUGGAAGUGGUAAAUCAUUCAAAGGCAAAAGCCUUGACGAUAUUCAACUAAAUAUGGAUGAAACUUUAAUGACUGAAACCAACGAACAAGAAGACAAGGAAGAUGACAAUUUGCAAGAAGACGUAGUGAUAGUAGAAUCUGAGAAAUCGAAACCAAAGGAUGUUAAAAAUUCCAUUGUGAAGUCAACCAUUAAAAAAAGGACACUAGUUCCAUGGACCCAGGAACAAAAAGGUUUUGCUAAAAGAUUUUUUGCCAAGAAUAUCAAAAAUUGCAAAGCUCCAAACAGGAGAGAAUGUGAAAAUUUAAUUGAAAAAUAUCCAGAUGUUUUCAAAAAUAAAAGUUGGUUAAAAAUUAAAGUUUUUAUUCAAAAUCAAUAUUCAAGAAAGCCAUGA
Molecule: messenger RNA, 2304 nt
Organism: Diabrotica balteata
Lineage: Eukaryota; Metazoa; Arthropoda; Insecta; Coleoptera; Chrysomelidae
Source: the annotation of a GenBank genome assembly